This is a messenger RNA of Monopterus albus (swamp eel), 748 nucleotides long. It is a transcript of the gene nmu, whose product is annotated as neuromedin U. Lineage: Eukaryota; Metazoa; Chordata; Actinopteri; Synbranchiformes; Synbranchidae. Gene Ontology annotation, molecular function: neuromedin U receptor binding. Gene Ontology annotation, biological process: regulation of smooth muscle contraction. The record is from RefSeq and is a predicted model, not a curated record. Bases 111 to 530 code for a protein of 139 amino acids. The transcript is spliced from 8 exons.
GAGGGUGUGUGUGACACGAGCCUUCUUAUUUAUCUGGUGUGAGACACAAGCUGUCAGAAGAGCAUUAAGUCCAGCAGACAGAAUCAAAAAAAAAAGAAAGAAAGAAGGAGAUGAGGACUUUCCAGAGCCAAAGUCAGCCUGCGCAGCGCGGAGCCUCCAGCAGCCGGCACAGCCUCAGCAGCAGCGCCAUGAUUCCAGUCAGCACGGCCAGCGUCACCUUCGCAGCCCUACUCAUCCUCACCAUCCCAGUCUGCAGAAGUGCUCCAGUAGAACUUCAGCAAGCCGCAACAGCUCAGAGGCAGCUACUCAGCCAGAUAGAAGCUGUGUGCUCAUGCUACCUAUCUACAGACCUCAAGGCAUCUGAUAUCUUAGGGGAGCUUUGUGUCUUGAUGCUGGUUCAGAAGUCAAAGGAGCUGAAAGUACAAAAAAACAGUAAAAGGGCUGUACUCCAGGGACCUGGGGGAAUCCAGAGUAGAGGUUACUUUCUCUAUCGGCCCCGAAAUGGAAGAAGAUCCUUAGAAUAUGAAUAAAUUAAAGUCUCCACUUCUGAACCUUAGUGACCAGAGAACAUAAACACCUAGACCUGAGCUGCUGCACCAUGAUGGAGUGAUCCAGUCUUCAGCCACACCACAGUCCUCUGCCACUGCUGAACAGUGAUUCUGAAUGUAUAAAGAACAUAAUUAAAACAUACUCAUCAAUUGUCCAGAUUUUAUUUUGUGUUAAAUGUUUGUCAUUUGCAUUAAAAAUA